GUCAGGUUUCUUAACUCCCUUUUAAGCUAUGCCUUCCCUAGCUCGGAUAUUGCCUAUAAAUACCCUAAACCACCACUCAUUACAUAAAAACAUCAACAACUUUGUUCUGUUUCUUUGUUCUAAAUACUAGUGAAAAUGUGGUUCACCAAGCUUUUCUUAGCCAUAUGCUUCCUGACCCUAACGCUAGCUCACUUCUCCCUAGCCCAAAAUGCCCCUCAAGACUUCGUGAACGCACACAAUGCCAUUCGCGCCAAGGUUGGGGUCGGUCCGCUCGUUUGGAACCACACGGUGGCUGCCUACGCCCAAAAUUAUGCCAACAAAAGGAUUGGAGACUGCAACCUGGAGCAUUCCUAUGGACCCUAUGGUGAGAAUCUUGCUGAAGGCUAUGGCAACCUUAACGGCGUGGACGCUGUGAAAAUGUGGGCUAGUGAGAAGCCAGACUAUGACCAUGGUUCCAACUCGUGCAUUAGUGGUGAUGAUGAGUGCCUGCACUAUACUCAGGUUGUUUGGCGCAACUCGGUUCACCUUGGAUGCGGCAGAGCCAAGUGUGAGAAUGGGUGGGUUUUUGUUAUUUGUAGCUAUGAUCCUGUUGGAAACAUUGAAGGGCAACGCCCUUAUUAAGAACCGUUGUUCUGCUGUUUUUCUCCUUCUAAAUCUCUCCUGUGUUUCAUUCUUUGUAUGCUACAGAGAAGGAGGAAUUAAUGGUGUUUGCCAUAAUUGUCAUGUUAAUUACUUUCCUGUCUUUAUUUCCUCAUCUCCUUUCAAAUUUCUAACAUUGUUGGGGACAUUUUCAAUAAAAUCCGGACAUAUAAACCUGGAACAUACUCCACACAAGUUCAGCUCCCAAUCAAUUCUUA
Molecule: messenger RNA, 857 nt
Organism: Durio zibethinus
Lineage: Eukaryota; Viridiplantae; Streptophyta; Magnoliopsida; Malvales; Malvaceae
Product: basic form of pathogenesis-related protein 1-like
Cellular component (GO): extracellular region
Source: RefSeq, a predicted model, not a curated record